Messenger RNA from Periophthalmus magnuspinnatus, 1087 nucleotides. It is a transcript of the gene rnf152, whose product is annotated as ring finger protein 152. The record is from RefSeq and is a predicted model, not a curated record. The transcript is spliced from 2 exons. Gene Ontology annotation, molecular function: ubiquitin protein ligase activity. Bases 425 to 1042 code for a protein of 205 amino acids. NCBI's taxonomy places the organism in Eukaryota, Metazoa, Chordata, Actinopteri, Gobiiformes, Gobiidae.
CAGUCACCGCGAGGACACGCGCGGGGUUCGCUCAGUGCACCGAGAAGCAGCGGAGCGACCACAUCUCUCCGGCUCCGAGCGCCCGCUGUGCCCGCUGUGCCCGCUGUGCCCUCCCUGUAGCCCGGCUCUGCUCUACCUUCACCCCGCUGAUCUGCUCCAUCCACAGCCCGGAGCGAAGAGGGCGUCUCCACUGCGCUGUCAAACGGUAAACAUCCCCACAUCUGCGACGCCUGGCUCGGCGACAGAUUUCAAUUUCACAGGACAAUAUAUUUGGCAAACAGAAGACGAAUUGGACUCGACCCAAGAUGUGAACUCCAACUGUGUGUGACAUCACUACCAAACCUCAACCUUAAAUCAUCUUGGGACAAAUAUAAGUCGUUGCAUUCCCUUUUCCCUGGAUAUUUCUGACUAUUUUGGAUCCAAAAUGGAGACUCUUUCCCAGGAUUCUUCGCUGGAAUGCCAGAUCUGCUUUAACUACUACAGCCCACGCAGACGCCCCAAACUCCUGGACUGUAGACACACCCUCUGCUCCGUAUGCCUCACCCAAAUGCGCAGCACCCAUAAGGAGAUCCGCUGCCCCUGGUGCCGCGGUGUCACCAAACUCCCGCCCAAUCUCUCCAUUUCCCAUUUACCCGACGAUCCCGAUAUCGUCACGGUGAUCGCGAUUCCUCAUACUUCCCAACACACUCCCGUUUUUAUCCGGCUUCCUACCAAUGGCUGCUACAUGCUGCCGGUGCCCAUGAAAGACAGGAAUUUGGGUUUGCCGGGCGAGCUCGGGUGCAGGUUCAUCCCGCAGCAGAAAGGUGUCGCGGUUGUGACGAUUCCCGAAGAGGAGAGAUUAGCGAUGGGAUUGGAUAGUUUGAGUUUGGGCGAAUCGGGGGAGCAUCGAGGAGCUAUGAUGGUCACGACUACCAAAGGUUCAGCAUGGUCCGGCGUUUGCACCGUCAUUUUAGUGGCUUGCGUUUUGCUGUUUCUGCUUGGGAUCGUCCUGCAUAACAUGUCGUGCAUCUCCAAAAGGUUUACAGUAAUUUCAUGUGGUUGAACUUUGCAAGACUACAAACUACAAAAAUGAAUGGGACUACAAAAA